GUGUUGAGGACGCUGGCCGGGACAGAUCACAAGACUUGAGUAUACCUGUGGCUGUAUUGUCCAUCCUUGGCCUGUCUGAUGGAGUAUAAGACAAUCUCAUCUGUGCCUGGUGGUGAUAGUUUUCUUGGAGAUAAGGGUCCUACUGAUGGAUCGUUGAUGGCAGCUGUUCUCCCAUAUGUGAUAAUGAUCAUAGUCCUACCCAUUGGUAGCUUCUUCUUCACUAAGGCCUACGUCUUUGAAGAUCUCUUGUCUUACAGUGAAACCACAUCCAAUGUUUAUGGUGCCAUUUGUGCUGUGGUCAUUUUGCAUAUCCUUCUUGCACUGUUUAUCUUCAAAGCCUUCAAAGAGUCACCAGUUAAGGGCUCAAAGCAAGAUUAAUUUUGUAAGUUGAAUGAUAUAGUACUGUACAUUAAGGACUCUUGUGUACAGUAUAUUUAUACCUGUUAGAUUUCAUAUAUGAAAUGAUCCCGGAUACUCAAGUCACAUUACAGUAUACGUUUAUUUCUAGAUAUUAAUGUUUUAAGAUCCUGUAACAACGAGAAGAACAUAUACCUAUUACAAGUAUUGAAGAAUUGUGUUUUGUGUGACUCUUAUAGAAGUGAUGCUUCUAACUGUUUAACUGUAAUGAAGUUUAAUUUUCUCGUGGUUGAAGUAAUAAAACAGGUUCUAGAGAAUUCACUUAUGAUGAUUUGACUCCUAGUAAUUUCACUCCAUGCUUUUUUGGGGGUGGGCUUCAUAUCUUGACCAUUGGAUGGCAAACUAUGGUUCGACCGUAGCAUAAGAUUUACCAAGUGUCGGAUUUUUUCUUACCAUUGCUUAUUCUGUUUAUAAUUUCUUAGUAAAACAUUGUGAUCAUUAAUAAAUAUACUGUGCUCAGUAAUUGGUAAUACUGUACUGCUUAGGCGAAUUUUUCUCCAAGCAAUGAAUUCAAAUCAUGCACCCCCGGGAGUCAGCUGGGGCAGCCACGUCCCCCUAUCCCUCUUCCUAUCAGGCUGAGGUGUGAGCUAUGUUAUGGUUAUUUUGCAACUCGAAAUUUUAUUUAGAUAUAAAAAAACUUUCUUAAUUUUUUUAUUUUUUUUUACUGUUACAUGUACACUCCCCACAAAAAGUUCUCAAAUGCCUUGAUGGACCAAUGUUGGGCCAUCAAGGCAUUUUCUUCAGUUGCUUCACUGAUUCAACCUCAGGUAAUUUGGACACACUGGGACUGGUUGGUAGAAGCAACUUUUGUGUAGGAUAGUACUUUAUAUAUUUUGUACAGUGUAAUAAUAUUAGGAUACAGUAUUCCCUUAUAAUGUUCUCAGUUAAUAUUAGUUUAAAUGGAUAUUAUUGUUAUACAAAUAAAAUUUAAUAAAGGCACUAAAAUUUAAA
Messenger RNA from Homarus americanus (American lobster), 1368 nucleotides. Its product is annotated as vacuolar ATPase assembly integral membrane protein vma21-like. The transcript has 3 exons. The coding region runs from base 79 to 378 and encodes 99 amino acids. NCBI's taxonomy places the organism in Eukaryota, Metazoa, Arthropoda, Malacostraca, Decapoda, Nephropidae. Gene Ontology annotation, biological process: vacuolar proton-transporting V-type ATPase complex assembly. Gene Ontology annotation, cellular component: endoplasmic reticulum membrane. The record is from RefSeq and is a predicted model, not a curated record.